AUGCAAGCAGCAACGUUGCUAUUCGCCCAUGGCGGCGGCUUUUGCAAGGAGAUAUGGAAUCCAAUCAUCCGUCGUUUGCAAGAAUUGCUAAUAACGCAGCAGGUGACGGCAAAGUUUGUGGUGUUCGAUUUUCCGUAUCACGGAACGAAACGAGACGAGUCCAUUGUGCCUACGGUGGAUUGGAGCAACCCUGCUAGUCCAAGAGUACACCAUCCUGCGCAAAAUCUGAUCACGUGGACGACAGCAGAAGUACAGCAACAAGUACGUUUGCUAAAUGACAAAUACGAUUAUGAUAGCAAGAGACCUGCGCUCAUUGGCAUUGGCCACUCGAUGGGAGCUGGGGCACUUUGGAACACUGAAGUUCAAUGCCCUGGCACCUUUGACGGUCUGAUUCUUUUUGAGCCUGUGUAUGGAGAGGAGGAUCCAGCAGUUGUGGACAAAGUCGCUAGCUUUUUAGUCGACGCCACACUAAAGCGGAAGACGUCAUGGUUAUCAAGACAGGAAGCGGUGCAGUACUUUGAUACCCUUAAGGCUUUUAAGUCCUGGGACCGCGAGUCACUGAAGGCGUAUUUGCAAGGAGCUUUAGUCGAAGAUAAAGCUUCGGGAAAGACGGUGCUCGCGUGUCAUCCGCAUAUUGAAGCUUCACUGUAUUGCCACGAAAUUCUUCGUCUUAAUGAUCUUGAGCUGAAAAGACCGAAGUGCACUAUUCACUUUCACUACGGCGAGCGCUCGAACAUGUUUUUCACGCCAUAUUAUGAACAUGUGGUGAACUUGCAACCCCAAAUCUAUUCGAUGGACGAGUCAAUGAAGCAGUGUACGCACUUAUUAGUGCUAGAAGACCCUAAAGCCGCCACCGAUAAGAUAAUAAGCGACUUAGCACAAAUUGCUCCAUUCUGCGCGAAGAAGUCAAGCCGCAUGUAA
Molecule: messenger RNA, 921 nt
Organism: Plasmopara halstedii
Lineage: Eukaryota; Oomycota; Peronosporomycetes; Peronosporales; Peronosporaceae
Exons: 1
Coding region: 1-921 (306 amino acids)
Source: RefSeq, a predicted model, not a curated record